AUGCACUCUUGUCAGCAUUUGUCUGAAAGUUUGAGACUCAGUCUAACCGUCUGUCUAUCCACUAAUCAGUGUCUGAAAAGUUGUGUCAUGUCUUCAAUAGGAAGUGAUGGUCGGGUGAGAGCGUUGUUUCGCGGAUCAGAUGCCGUGUGUUUUGAUGUGGACUCCACUGUGUGUAGGGAUGAGGCCAUCGAUGAGAUCGCGAAGUUUGCCGGCAAAGAGAAAGAAGUGAUGGAAAUGACCCGAAGAGCGAUGAGAGGAAGUUGUAGUUUUCGGGAGGCUUUGGCGCAACGCCUGGAUCUCAUUCAACCCAAUGUCCAAAUGCUUAAGGAUUACGUGCGGACACAUCCGCCGAGACUUACGCCCGGAAUUAAAGAACUGGUGAAUCUAUUACACGCCCGAGAAAUAGACGUGUAUUUGGUUUCCGGGGGUUUCUAUUCGGUGAUCGAAGGGGUGGCCAAAGAACUACACAUUCCCGUCAAGAAUAUAUUCGCCAAUCGAAUCAAAUUCUAUUUCGACGGAAGUUAUGCGGGUUUUGACGAAACAGAGCCGACGUCCCAACAGGACGGGAAGGCACAAGUGAUCGCAUACUUGAAGCACUUGCAGGGCUAUCAACGCGUCACUAUGAUUGGCGACGGAGUCACUGAUCUGGAGGCCUGUCCUCCGGGGGACGCAUUCAUUGGUUUCGGUGGAAAUCAGAUCAGAGAGCGGGUGAAGAAGGAGUCGAAAUGGUUUGUCACCUCUUUCUAUGAUCUCAUAGAAGAACUCAAUCGAAAUUGA
This is a messenger RNA of Medioppia subpectinata, 777 nucleotides long. The record is from the annotation of a GenBank genome assembly. NCBI's taxonomy places the organism in Eukaryota, Metazoa, Arthropoda, Arachnida, Sarcoptiformes, Oppiidae.